Molecule: messenger RNA, 1065 nt
Organism: Adineta ricciae
Lineage: Eukaryota; Metazoa; Rotifera; Eurotatoria; Adinetida; Adinetidae
Source: the annotation of a GenBank genome assembly
AUGUCUUCGAACCAAUUUAAUCGUCAACAUCAAUUGAUUAUCAAUUUCGAAUGGAUUGAAUCGGGCGCAUAUAUAUUUUCGCAUAACAUCUUCGACUUAUUUUCCAAUCUACAAAACGUAUCCUUACGUGCGAACACAUUGACAUCGCUAACAAUUCUACCAUUUUGGUCGCAUUUGAAAUCGAUUCGUCAUCUCGAUCUAUCACAAAAUCGUCUCAUAACUAUCAACAGCCGUGACUUCCAAUCAUUUCAUAAUUUAGUCUCAUUAAAUAUCUCACUGAAUUUUAUUACUACAGUCGAACCGAUUUGGCUAUUGAAACCAUUGCACACGAUUGAUCUUUCCCAUAAUGGAAUCAAUUCACUUGGUUACACACGCCUUCAGAAUGGUACAUCCGAAAUAAACCCCUGCCUUCUGGAGCAAGUUUACCUCAAUCAUAAUCGUGGCCUUUUAUCUUUCACACAACUGCAAACAACCAUCAUGGAUGUUUGUCCAUUUCUCGAUCGCUUUCAAUUAAUCGACAAUCAUUGGCACUGUGCCUGCAAUGAUCUUAUCAAUUCAUUGAAACGCUAUCGAACAUUACUUCUCAUUGACGAUUAUUCUCAGACGCUAAGUGGACAAUGCGAAACUCCCUUAUCCUUACGUAAUAUUGAUAUCCAAAAAAUUAGCGAGGAGUUAGUUUGCGAUCAUCUACUUCUAUUCGAUUCGUCGUCGUAUAACACUGAUGAUCAAUCAUCAUCGGUAUAUCCUCGGCAAAUCAUGUGCUUAUUUAUUCUGGGUUGUAUCAUUGGAAUUAUCAUCGGCAUAUGUCUACGUUAUUGUGCACAUCGUUGUUUCGAUAUAUUUACGUGUAUGUUAUUGAAAUUUGAUAGACAAAAAGUAGUGGAUGAAGGUCGCCCGGAUGAAUCGAUCCAAAUGACCGAUUCUCUUCAUCGUCAAAAUCGUUCUGUCUAUUGUCCGACAACGGAAUCUGAUUCCUUGCCAAGUUAUUCUCAAGUAAUGAACGACAUUUUCUAUUUGGACAUUCUUACACGAUCGGCACCUAUCGAAAAUGAUGAAGAAUGUUGA